GUGAGCGGGUCGGACUUGAGGAUCCUUGUUGGCUGAGUCAGGUGGGACGUGAAUCCGGUUUUAAUCUGCUGCAUACGAGGGCUUAGCUGCGUUUACAAGAUGCCGAAGAAGAAGACCGGCGCGCGCAAGAAGGCGGAAAGUCGCAAAGAACGAGAGAAACAAAGCCGUGCAAACAGAGAGCAGAUUGAUGUUGCCAAACACCCGUGCAACUCCUCCAUGGAAUGUGACAAGUGUGAACGACGACAGAAAAAUCGAGCCUUCUGUUACUUCUGCUCUUCAGUGCAGAAACUUCCGAUGUGCGCCCAGUGUGGUAAAACGAAGUGCAUGAAAUCCUCGGACUGUGUCAUAAAACAUCCUGGUGUUCACAGCACUGGAAUGGGCAUGGUGGGUGCAAUAUGUGACUUCUGUGAAGCCUGGGUGUGCCAUGGGAGAAAGUGUUUGAGUACACAUGCCUGCUCCUGUCCUCUGACGGAUGCAGACUGCAUUGAAUGUGAACGUAGUGUUUGGGAGCACGGAGGACGCAUUUUUCGCUGCUCGUUCUGUCACAAUUGCUUAUGCGAGGACGACCAGUUCGAGCACCAGGCCAGCUGUCAGGUGCUGGAGGCCGAGACUUAUAAAUGUGUUUCAUGUAAUCGACUUGGCCAGCACUCCUGUCUCAGAUGCAAGGCCUGCUUCUGUGAUGAUCAUGCACGUAGCAAAGUGUUUAAGCAAGAGAAAGGCAAGGCACCACCAUGCCCCAAGUGUGGCCACCAAACCCAGGAGACCAAAGACCUCAGCAUGUCCACUCGCACUCAUAAGUUUGGCCGACAGAGCGGAGCCGAUGACUACAGUUACGAUUACGGAGCCUCUGGAUACGACUCCUACUGGAAAAACUCUGCUGCGGGUGGAACUGGAGACCUCGAGGAAGAUGACGACGGAGACGACGAGUACUACGAAGAUGAAGAUGAGGAUGAGGAUGAAGACGAUGAGGAGGAGGAAGAGGAGGAGGGUGUUGAUGAGGCUGAAGUGGUGGAUAAGCUUAAUGACAUGAGUCUGGGCACCAGUUCGGCUAGUGGAAACGUCCAUUAGUGUUAAAUAAAGGCGUGGUCAUUCUGAUUUACAGCUUAUUUUAUCUGAUCUUACAAAAUUUAUUUCGUCUCGUUUGUGUUUUGGAACUAAACUGUCUUUAAAAAACUGUCUGUGUAGCACAUUCUUUGUAGAGCCUUGUUCAGCUGCUCAAAACAGAUGUGGAAGCAGAUGUGUACUUCUCUGACUAAAAGCCUAUCAUUAAAAUGGAAUACAUUUUUCUCUGA
This is a messenger RNA of Trichomycterus rosablanca, 1292 nucleotides long. It is a transcript of the gene noazfp, whose product is annotated as zinc finger protein 330. Gene Ontology annotation, molecular function: zinc ion binding. Bases 100 to 1068 code for a protein of 322 amino acids. The transcript has 10 exons. Gene Ontology annotation, cellular component: nucleus. The record is from RefSeq and is a predicted model, not a curated record. NCBI's taxonomy places the organism in Eukaryota, Metazoa, Chordata, Actinopteri, Siluriformes, Trichomycteridae.